This is a messenger RNA of Dissoconium aciculare CBS 342.82, 5230 nucleotides long. RefSeq lists its product as uncharacterized. The transcript has 4 exons. Lineage: Eukaryota; Fungi; Ascomycota; Dothideomycetes; Mycosphaerellales; Dissoconiaceae. The record is from RefSeq and is a predicted model, not a curated record. The coding region runs from base 112 to 4947 and encodes 1611 amino acids. Gene Ontology annotation, biological process: arachidonate metabolic process. Gene Ontology annotation, cellular component: membrane.
CGCUCAGGUCGUCUACCCGCCUUUGCGCGCACCCGCGCACACACGCACUCGGAGAAAGUCGUACCAUAUACACCAUCUUCCGCGUGCGCAAAGACCCUGGGAACCACAGUCAUGUCGAACAACGCUCGGCAUUACGAAGAGGAUCCUGAUUCCGAGAACUCGGAUGAGCCGUCCGAGGAGUGCGAGGACGACCGCUGCGACGGGCCCACCCCGCCAAUCUGGCAUUGUGUAGAUUGCGACAGUUCAUACUGCAGUCAAUGUUGGGAACUCCAAGGACCUCAUAAACCGAAGAAGAAGGGACGAGACGGUGUCCCACACGAGAAAACUAACCCUCAUGUUGUGAGACGACUAAAGACCAUUCUUCAUCCGUCACGAAAGCCAGAGGAGAUUCAAAAACUUCACGAAGAUGAUGAGUCUACCAAGUGGUUCGGUGUCGCUCGCGAUCUUACCGGACGUCCUCAAUUCGAGGAUUUUGGUCGUUAUGCCACCCUCAUGUCCAGCAUUUCGCCUAUCGACGGCACUGGCAACCGCUACCCGCAAUUGGUGUCAUUCAUCGGUGUAACCAAUGCAGGAAAAUCUACUCUGAUCAAGAUGCUCGUAAACCACGAUAUCGAGGCCGCUACUGCCGCGAACCGAGCGCUGUUCCCUUCUCCGGUUGUGGGUAGCGUGGUCAACGACACUUUGCCUACAUCGGGAGAUGUUCAUCUAUAUGCAGAUCCAGCCACCCACGCAGAGCAGCUACCCAUUCUUUUCGCCGAUUGCGAAGGAUUCGAAGGCGGAGAGCGAGUCCCUCUCGGUGCGCGAUCGCGUCGCCGUGCCGGUUCCGACCCAGAGAAGCGGGAUCCGGCAAAGGCCGGUUACGUGCACACUCGAACAAUCGAGUGGGCCAACACCGAAGAGUCCAAACAGCGCGAAUACGCAGUAACGGCAUUAUAUCCUCGCCUUCUCUACACAUUCUCCGACUGUGUCGUCUUUGUGCUACGAAAUCCCAAGACAUUCCAGUCUGCUGUCCUUACGAAGCUCCUCGAAUGGGGUGUCAGCGCACUGGAGAAAUCCAUCAACCAGCCGGCACUGCCGCACUGUGUCGUUGCACUCAACGGCACAGAUCCCGCUGUUGACGAACGAGAAUGGGACAUCAACUACGCCACGCAAAGCCUACUGUCCUCGGUCAAGGGCGCACUCGACUACGUCGAAGGUGUGCCGCGGUUCCGAGAAUUGGCCGACCACUGGCGAAAUCUUGGCAAACAUAUAUACUCCGUCGAGGACCUGAUAUUGCGAUACUACAGCUCGUUCAAAGUGAUUCGGAUUCCCAGCAAGCCACGCUACAUGAAAAUCAACGAGCAGGUGGGUAAACUGCAUGGAAUGAUCAAGUCUAAUUGCGAGGAGUCGUUCCGAGCUAAGCGAAGAGCACGCAUGUUGACAAAUGCGGACGAGCUCAACACAUACCUCCAGAGCGGGUUCGAUCAUUUCACUCAGCACCUCGACGUGCCUUUCAAUUUCAUGCAAAUCUCACUCCUCCGAAAUCCCAUCCCAAACGACUUUGGCGGGCACAUUCUCCAGCUCUGCGCUACAAUUUCUUCUCAACAGCCAAAUCACCAACCAGGACGCGUGGCAUGGAUGUUUGAGCAAUUGAGCGUGAUGCUCGCAUCUUGCGUUCUCCUGGACUGUGCCCGCUUCCGAAAGGGACGAGUCGAUGAGCUUUUCACCAACUACGAAAAGUUUUUCGAUUGGGCGAUGGGCGAAUAUCUGGAAAUGCACUACCCGUGUUCAUACGUCAGCUCCGACGGCACCCGCCAGUGUCAGGUGGUGAAGGCUCGUCAUCAAGCGAAAGGCCACCAGGACGAAAAGGGCAUCAUUGCCACCGGCGACUACCAGGCGGGCGUCGACAAGGACUUUCAUCAGCACUGGAAAGCCCAUCUCCGCUCGGCUAUUGGCAGCAUUCAGCGUGACUUCCAGUACGAACUUGAGCAGGCCUCACAGAAUGACGAAGUCCAAACGAUUCCCGAAGAACGCAUCGCCUUGGAUUUGCAUAUCGGUUACAUCAAUGACUUCUUCGAGGCCGUCGGUCCAGCGUCAUCGAUUUGCAGUCACGCGACAUGUUUCUGUUGCUUGAUGGAUGUCCCGGAGCAUGCAUUACCUUGCGGUCACGUCAUUUGCACAGCUUGCAUCAAAGCUUACGGAAAGCAGACCAAGUCUUCAGUCAGCGUUGCAUGCUGUCCUCUUCACCGCGUUUCCACUAAAUGGGCACACCCGACAGUUGUCAAAUUUAAGCCCAUUGGAGCCGGUGUCCGUGUUCUGGCUCUCGAUGGAGGCGGUAUUCGUGGUAUUGUGCAACUUGAAGUUCUUCGGGCCAUCGAGAAAGCCCUCGGAGGGUACCUGCCUAUACAGGCUUUCUUCGAUCUCAUUGUCGGCACAGGCACGGGUGGUGUCAUUGGUGUUGCACUGGCGAUGAAAGAUCGCACAGUUGACUCUUGCAUUGACAUGUUCUCCGUGCUGUGCGAUCAUGCAUAUACGCCUCGAUUUAGCGGAGCCCUGCCGAUUAUCAGCCAUCUCGCUCAAGUGCUAGGAUCAGGACCGAAGUACAAGACGAAGCCUCUACACGGAGCGCUCAAGACGGCAUUCACAGAAGACGAUGAUCUCUUCGGAACGACCGACAGGUUCAGAGGCGGCAUGCGAGUCGCCCUCACCUCGACGAGUGUCACUGGUAGGGAGACCAUGCUUCUUGCCAGCUACCGACGACCGGAAGACUUUCUCCCAGCUUACAAAUUCGAGCGGCCACACGAGCCAGAAAUGGAACUCAAGAUGUGGGAAAGUGCGGCUGCAUCGAUCUCUCACCCAGCUCUCUUCCGACCCUUCAUUCAUCACAACAAGACUUAUCUCGAUGGUGGAAUUCGUUGCCCUAACCCAGCUUUCAUUGCCGAUCGUGAGCGUCGCCUGAUCUGGCCAGACGUUGGAGAACCCGAUCUCUUCCUAUCACUCGGCACAGGACAGAACCGUAUCACAAUCUUGCAGAAAUUGUCUGAUAGGCCCAAAGACGGUGUGCCAGACACCAUCAUCCCACCGGCUGGUCAGACACCCAAGAAGACAUCGGGCAGAUGGCGCGCACGUAGGAUUGAUGAUGUGCUAGAUGCAGAGGUUCAGUGGGCAGACUUCCGGGCAUAUGCGGUCAAGGAAAGAUCGGAGGCCAAGGGUCGCCGCUUCAUUCGUUUCAACCCUGACCUGGACAAAGAACCCCCGAAUCAGGACAGCAAGCAUGACCUGGAGCACCUGCAGGCCAAUGUGCGCAAGCGCUUGCAGACCGCUCACAGAAUGGCGGCGCUUCGCAAUGUUGCUCACCGACUGGUCGCAUCUUCAUUCUACCUAGACUUGCAAUCAAAGGCAACGGCUGAGAAGAGCGAGCAAGUCUGCACUGGAAGCAUUUCUUGUCGAUUCGAAGACGGCAGCUCUGAAAUGGCUGCUUUGGGCAGAAUUCUCAAGGACCGACGUACGGAUGGCUUCGAGCCCUUUUUCUUGAUCAAACCUGACCAGGAAUCUGCUACAGCCUCAUUCCGCGUAGCGAUUGGCAUUGAGGUCGUGGCCACUAUGAUCGAAAGCAGAGUAUUUGGAUUGGCGAACAUUUUCAUUCCCCUGAAAGACGAAGGCAAAGCCUCUUCGAUCAAUUUGUUCCUGUCCUCCCAUGACGGCCUGGAGCCCGAUGGAUUUCCGAUCAGUGGCUUCCCACGAGUGUUGCUUGGUGAGCCGAACCCACAGCAGAAGAAUGCUCGAAGACCUGUACGCUCCAGCUCCGAGCAGACUCUACGAACAUCCAACCGCCACCUCCGGUCUCCAUCACUCGAUGGUGACAAUAUUUCUCUCAAUGGUCCCGCGCCAAGCAUCGCUAGCAGCAGUGAAGAUUCAUGGCAGGACACCCAGGCAAAGAUGGCGCAAUAUGUCAACAAGAAUGGCUCCCCGAAGAUGUCACUCGCUGACCUCAUUGCGGCGAACCAGUAUCAAGAAGGCGCUGGCCGUUCGCGCACCAACCGUUUCUGGACUUACAUCGGUAACAAUCAUAUGACGCAGCAUCCAGAGCUCUACAGCCCAGAGGAACUGUCUAAGUUUGCCUUGUCGGCCAGCAGCCCUCGUCCUUCAGAGCUACCCACACCCAUGGAUGACGGUCACUCUAUGUCAGGCUCUCUUUCCGCAGCAAUGGCCAAUGGUCAACCGCUGCCUACCAUUCCCCAGGAGCUCGAAGCGGAUGACAAAGCCACUCGAGAAAUGCACCAACAGCAAUAUUAUGCUGCGGCACGUGAUCAUGCAAGGUCAUCCCACAUCAGCGCCAUCUCUUCUUCGGGUAUCAGCAGCGCAAACCAUACCUACAACAGCAGCACCAGUACCGCUGGAGCCGUCAGUCCGCCAUCGCGCACCAGCUCCCUGUCUACAGGCUAUCAACUGUCCUCUAGCGUGUAUAACCCUCACAGCUCAAGCAGCACAAACGGGCACAACGGUCCUCCCGGCCCCGGCCAAUCACGCACGCUCCCCCAAGGUACUCCGCGUGAAGCCAUACCCAGCAUGUGCGAAACUGAAUUUGACGACGACGACGAAACCGAAGCCGCCGAUCGCGCAACUUACUCCACGCAAAACAGCUCUACAGCGUCUACCGCGCCCACAUCCAACCCAGGUGAUGAGCUUCCUCCUCCAUAUCUUUCACGCGAACAACAGCAGCAAUACCACCAUCAGCAGGCACUCCAACAACUCAAUCAACAACAACAGUACUACCAGCAGCAGCAUCAGCAGCAAGACCGCAACCCUGAACCUACUGGACUGGAAAGCGCGCUAGAGACGGCGCUGCCUGACAAGAAUACCGCCGCCCAACUGAAUUCCUGGCUCGCCUCCCAGCGUAGCAAUGGUAGCAUGGCUCGUUCUCGCACCGGAGGUCUGAAAUCCGUGCAGGAGGAAGCUGGCGAAUGAAACAGAUGAGAUUCGAUGACUGAGGCAGAACUUUGGACAAGAAUCAUUCUGGCACCCUCGGGAAAUUCAACCGGAAACAACGAAGACUAGAGAAGGCCCAUAGAGUGUAUGUGGAGGCGAAACAAUCUCAGCUCGGGAGACGAAUUGCGUUACCGAGAGAUUCCUUGGUUUGGGUAUGGUCCGGGAAGGAGGAUUGGGGUUGCAAUGUUCAUGAAAAUGAAGAUUUUACGAACGGGCGGCGGUGACUUUGGUUUUGGCCUUUCCUUUCGAUUGGGCGGGUCUG